AUGGCUGCAAUCACCAUUGACUUUCAGCUCUUCUUCAUCUUGAUACUCCUAUGGCUCCUAUCACGCUUCUGCCUCUCUGCUUUCUUCUCCUUCAAGAAACCUAAAGACAUUAAGCUACCUCCGAGCCCACCAUCUCUACCAGUCAUCGGUCACCUUCACCUUUUCCGAUCUGCUCUAUGUCACAAAUCCUUGAAGAAUCUCUCCUCCAAGUAUGGUCCACUCCUUCACCUCCGCGCUUUCAAUAUCCCAAUCGUUGUAGUUUCAUCGGGAUCCAUGGUCAACGAGGUUUUAAGGAACCAUGGCCUGAACUUUGCUUCCCGUCAAAGCGGGUCGGUGUUCGAAGAAUCUUUAUUUUGUGGAGUUAGUGGGUUUACCUCAGCUCCUUACGGAGAGUACUGGAGGUUCAUGAAGAAACUGUUAGUCACAAAGCUUCUCGGGGCACACUCCCUUGACCGGACACGACUCAUCCGAGAGGAAGAAGUCAAGACUUUCCGCGCUAUUUUGUUUGACAAGGCGGUCAAGAAAGAGGCAGUUGAAGUAGAGAAAGAGAUGAUGAAGCUAACGAAUAACAGCAUUUGCAUGAUGAUAAUGGGGAAGAGAUGCUCAGGGGAGAAUGGAGAAGCCGAGCGAAUUAGAGAGUUGGUGACCAAAACAAUUGGUCUGAUGAAGAAGAUAGUAAUAGCUAUCACGGUUGGCAAACUUCUCAAGAAGGUCGGGAUCUCGCUGUUUGAAAAGGAAUUCAUGCAAGUCUCGCGGAGUUUCGAUGAAAUAAUCGAGAAAAUACUAGUCGAACAUGAAGAGAAUCCGAAAAAGGACGAGGAUAAAGACAUGAUGGAUGUUCUGUUGGAAGUUUGUGCAGACGAAAACGCAGAGUUUAAGAUUACCAGGAACCACAUCAAAUCGCUACUCGUGGAGCUUUUCCUUGGAGGCACUGAUACUUCAGCACAAGUAACACAGUGGGCAAUGGCGGAGCUCAUUAACCACCCUGAGAUUCUUAAAAAAUUAAGACAAGAGAUAGACUCUGUUGUCGGGAAGACGAGGUUUAUUCAAGAAACAGAUCUCCCAAACCUGCCGUAUUUGCAAGCUGUGAUCAAAGAAGCACUAAGAGUACACACACCUUCGCCAAUCUUGGCGAGGAAUUCAAUGGAAGGAUGCAAUAUCGGAGGGUUUUACAUAGCCAAGAACACAACGGUUAUCAUUAACACUUAUGCAGUUAUGAGAGAUCCAAAUUCAUGGGAAGAACCAGACAAGUUCCAACCCGAGAGGUUCAUGGUUGCUCCUCAAAAUGGGAAAGAAGAGAUGAGAGAGCAGCAAGGUUUUAACUACAUUCCUUUCGGGAGUGGAAGAAGGGCUUGUCCUGGAUCAAACUUGGGUUAUAUCUUCACUGGAUUAGCCAUUGGAACAAUGGUACAAGGUUUUAACUGGAGUGUUGACGGCGGUAAGGUUAACACGGAAGAGACUGGAGAUACGAUGCUGAGGAUGGCGCAUCCACUUAUGUGCACUCCUGUUGCUCGAAUUGACCCAUCUGCAAAUCCUUAG
Molecule: messenger RNA, 1539 nt
Organism: Eruca vesicaria subsp. sativa (arugula)
Lineage: Eukaryota; Viridiplantae; Streptophyta; Magnoliopsida; Brassicales; Brassicaceae
Source: the annotation of a GenBank genome assembly